CGAUUAUGGCGAUGAAAAGGAGAAUCAUCGACAAAAUCCUCGAGAAUCGCGUCACUCUCAUCGUCGGCUAGCCUGGAUGCGGGAAGAGUUCACAAGUUCCACAAUUCCUUCUGGAAGCAAACAUGGCUCCCAUUUUGUGUACACAGCCUAGGAGAUUUGCGGUUGUAGCUGUUGCUAAGAUGGUUGCUAAAUCUCGCAACUCUGAUUUAGGCGGAGAAAUAGGUUACCACAUUGGACAUUCUAAGAUUUUGACUGAAGGGUCGAAAAUUCUGUUUAAAACUGCUGGAGUUCUGUUGGAUGAAAUGCUAGACAAGGGGUUGAAUGCACUUAAGUAUAAGGUUAUCAUUCUUGAUGAAGUGCAUGAAAGAUCUGUGGAGUCCGAUCUUGUUCUUGUCUGUGUUAAGCAGUUUCUCAUGAAGAACAAUGACCUCAGGGUGGUCUUGAUGUCUGCAACUGCUGAUAUUACAAGGUACAGAGACUACUUUAAAGAACUAGGCAGGGGUGAACGCGUAGAAGUAGUUGCUAUUCCUAGCCCUGACCAGAGAACAAUUUUCCAGAGAAGAGUAAUAUAUCUUGAGCAGGUUGCAGGAUUGCUUGGUAUGAGUUCUGAUUUGUCAGCUUACUGUCCUGGUCCAAGUCCUUCUUCAGCUGAUGCUGAAAUCAAACCUGAACUGCAAAAUCUUAUUCAUGAUCUCAUCUUAUAUAUUCAUGAAAAGGAACCAGACAUUGAGAAGAGUAUUUUGGUUUUCCUUCCAACAUACUACUCACUUGAGCAGCAGUGGCAUCAAUUGGAACCCUUUCGUGCAUCUUUUGAGGUUCACAUAUUGCACCGAAGCAUUGACACUGAGCAAGCCUUGGCAGCUAUGAAGAUAUGCAGAUCCCGCCGCAAGGUAAUAUUGGCUACAAACAUUGCGGAAUCUUCUGUAACAAUACCCAAAGUAGCCUAUGUCAUUGACUCGUGCCGGUCUCUGCAAGUGUUCUGGGAUGCAUCCAGAAAAAGAGACGCAGUUCAGCUUGUUUGGGUCUCUAGAUCUCAGGCUGAGCAACGUAGAGGGAGGACAGGUCGAACAUGUGAUGGUGAGGUGUAUCGCCUGGUGCCGAGUGCAUUUUUUAACAAGCUUGAAGAACAUGAGCCCCCAGCUAUACUUAAGCUGUCAUUGAGACAACAAGUUCUCCAUAUUUGCUGCACGGAAUCCAGAGCCAUUAAUGACGCAAAUGUGUUGCUGGCAAAAGCUAUGGAUCCACCAGACCCAUAUGUCAUUGAUGAUGCAUUAAAGAUGCUAUUAAGCAUACGAGCAUUGCGGAAAUCGCCCAGGGGACGUUACGAGCCCACAUUUUAUGGACGGUUACUUGCUAGCUUCCCAUUGUCCUUUGAUGCAUCUAUUCUGGUCGUCAAGUUUGGUGAGAUGGGAAUGCUAAGAGAAGGGAUUCUAUUAGGUGUCCUGAUGGAUACCCAACCACUUCCUAUCCAUCAUCCUUUUGGAGAUGAUUCACUGUUUCUAGAGUAUGUUGACCACUAUUUUGGUGGCAGCAAGACCAUUUGUAGUGGGCGGAGAGAGAUGGUACUCAUGGCAAACUUUUGUGCUUUUCAGUUUUGGCAACGUGUCUUUAAGGAUAAGCAUCGUCUUGAAAACUUGAAACAACUUCUGGCAAAAGAGAAAGACAAAGAUCUCAAGUUGAUGUUUCCUGAGAUUGAAAAAGAGUGGUGUGAUUUCCACAAUAUUCUUCAGUCGUCGUUCUAUCAUGUGUCUGAGAUGUAUGAAGAUACACUUAGCUCAUUUCAUCGUUUCAGACCACAAUUCAUCAGUUCUUCUGAUUCUCUACCAACCUAUUACAAUCCAUAUGAAUUUGAUCACACAUGCUAUAUUGAGUGCCAACCCUCUGAGGAUAAAUAUCUACACUCUGAGGACGAAGAUAACAAUCAACCACCUCCUGAAGUAAGAAAAUGUGUAUCAAUGCCGUUUGUUCCUCCUAACGCAUUCCAAGCUUAUGCUGUUGCAGAAAACAUGGCCAGUAUUAUCAAAGAGAUAAGAACUCAAUGCACACCAUCUGAAUCUGAUAAUGGCCACGGAGCAAUCGAACCUGAGGAUUACGUUGAGGAUGGAGAGGCCCCGGUCUGUGUAUAUUUUCUUAAUGGAUUUUGUAACCGUGGUGACCAGUGCACGUUCUCUCAUACUCUUCAGUCAACAAGACCAGCCUGCAAAUUUUUCGCGUCAUUGCAGGGAUGCCGAAAUGGAGAAUUGUGUUUGUUUUCCCACGUCAUGCGAAGACGGACAACAUCAUAUCGUCCACCUCCCCAAUGCCUUCCAGAAGAAGAUGGCUCUUCCACAUCUCCCCUUCUGGAUUUGUUUCCUACUUCUUCAGAGGGAUGUAUCCUUGUGUUUGAUGACUCUGCCAUGCAUUUCACCUCAAGUAUAGCCAAUGGUUAUCCGUCCUGGAGAAUACUCGCCACAUCAUCAUCUUCAGAUACGCUUCUCUGUGAUUCAUCACUUGCAAACACAAGAAUCUUCUGGGGUCUCAAUCAUCCCUACCAGACAAUCAUCUCAAAAGCAGGAGGGGAGAACCCAAUCCCCUGGAACGAAGUGAAAUGUGUGUUGUGGUUCCUUAACCCAGACAGCUAUGCUGAUACUCCUGAGGGACAGAAAACUAUUCUGCAGAAUUUCUUCGAGUACAUGGCAAUCAGAUUACUCGGUGAUAAUCUUUACGAAAUCCGAGUAAUUCUCACAAUGAACAACGUCAGAUUCUCACUCUUACAGGUUGAGAAGCUAGCCAGAGACAGCUUCUUCUUCCUUGGAGAGUCUUUCCCACACAAUUCAGUAAGCUUUGGUGAAUUUCAAGACACAUUAACAAUCCAGAAGCCUAUGCUAGUCUCCAGACCAAUCUCCUAUGUCUUUAAUCUCCAUUCGCCUUCUGACAUCCAGUUCGAUCCAAUAUCGAAGAACAUGACUUCUUCUUCUUCUUCUAUCACGUUUUCUAUUCUGCUUCUAUCUCUUCUUCUGGCACUAAACCCAAAUCCGUCGUUAGCCUCCACCAGUAGCAACAACAACGCAAACGACAUCGUAACGCAGUACAGCACAUACGUUAGAAACGCGUGCAACGUAACGCGAUACCAACGCCUCUGCGUCAGAACGCUAUGGCCGUUUGCAAUCGUCGCUGGAAACAACACCAGCAAGUGGGCUCGAGCUAGCGUCGCGGUGACCAUAACCGACACCAAACGGAUGCUGAGACUCUUGCUCAAAACGCAGCGUUCAGCGGUUGGGGAACGCGAGCGAAUCGCCAUGUCGGAUUGCCGAGAGCUGUUCGUCGACUCCCUCGACAACCUGUACAAGUCACUCGCCGUUCUACGGACACUGAACGCGGAUGAGUUCCAGCGGCAGAUAAGCGAUCUCGCCACGUGGCUAAGCGCAGCACUCACAGAUGAGGACACGUGUCUAGAUGGAUUUGAAGAGACGUCGAGUAGAUCACGGACGGUCAGGAUGGUUCGGAGGAAGGCUACCAAGUGUAUGCGAUUAUGCAGCAAUGCUCUGGCUCUCCUCAACAAGCUUGCUUUUGAUGGCUUGUAAUCUACGCUAUGAUAUUCAUUACCAUACAAAUCAUACAUUAUAAAAACAUAGAAAAACACUUUAUUUUACUCUGAACUAUUAUUGUUAUAGAUUAUAGUAUUAAUUAUAAACAAUAUGAUUGUUG
This is a messenger RNA of Arabidopsis arenosa, 3687 nucleotides long. NCBI's taxonomy places the organism in Eukaryota, Viridiplantae, Streptophyta, Magnoliopsida, Brassicales, Brassicaceae. The record is from the annotation of a GenBank genome assembly.